GGCAGUGAUCAGGACACUGGUAUGGGGUAUGGCGGUAAUAAGAACGUUAGCAGGCGGUAUGGAGAUGAUUAGAACGCUGGCAUGGUAGUAGCCAGGAAGCUGGUAUGGGGGUGAUCAGGAUGCGGGUAUGGGGCAUGGCGCUGAUCAGACCGCUGGUAUGUGGUAUGGCAGUGAUCAGAAUGCUGGCAUGGGGUAUGGCAGUGAUCAGGGUGCUGGUAUGGUGUAUGGAGGUAAUCAGGGUGCUGGUAUGGCAUAAGGCAGUGAUCAGGGUGUUGGUUUGGGGUAUGGCGGUGAUCAGGACAUUG
Staurois parvus is the source of this 305-nucleotide messenger RNA. Lineage: Eukaryota; Metazoa; Chordata; Amphibia; Anura; Ranidae. The record is from the annotation of a GenBank genome assembly.